AAAGAGAGAGAGAGAGAGAGAGAGAGAGAGAGAGAGAGAGAGAGAGAGAUUUUAUUUAAAGCUAAAAUUUUUAUAUCAAUUUAUUUAGCUGUGUUUAUGUGACCUACCUGUCAGAAAGCCUAAUGCAAGUACUUGUGUGGCCCUUCGUCUUGGUGUGGGCUGUGAUGUGUGUGUCAGGUCAGCCUUGCCAGCCCGAUGAGUUUAAGUGCCUGACAGGGGAGUGCGUGUCAGAGAAGUACGUCUGUGACUUCAGCAAAGAUUGUUCAGAUGGCAGCGAUGAGAGAAACUGUUCCCAUUCAGAGACAUGCGAUUUUGAAGACGGCUUUUGUGAUCUACAAACACAAGACCCAAAUAAAUCAUGGAUUCGAGGCACCUGCCUGACUGAUCCUGGACCUCUGAUAGACCACACUGGGCACCCUUCAGGACACUAUUUGUUCCUGCACUCGAAAACUGGAGAGACAGUCUUUGCAGAAAUUUCCAGUCCAUCUUUUCUACCCUCAGAGUCCUGCAUGGUCACAUUCUACUACCACAUGGGCCAAGUGACUGGUGGCUUACAGGUUCUGGUUAAAGCACAACCUUCAGGAGAGCGAAGACAAAUCUGGAUUCAGUCCAGACUGACCUCUAUGCCACCUUCAAAGACCUGGUUAAGAACAUCAGUUACAUUCAAAGAGAGCCAGGAGUUUCAGGUAAUCAUACAUGGAAUGAUGUCCAGCAGCAAUAAUCCUAAAGAAGUUAUUGCCUUUGAUGACUUGUCUUUCAGUCCAGGCUGUGUAUCAGCUAGAGAGGGAAUGUAUGUAUCCUCUACAAGCCGCUCUCAGUUUCACUGUGGGGGAGGUAUACAUGUGGACGCAAAGCAAGUGUGUGACUUUACUCUGGACUGUCCUCGUGGAGAAGAUGAGGCCACUUGCCCUGCACAGUGUGAUUUCGAGGGAGAUGCAUGUGGCUGGCAUGAAUCUGAGCCUGGUGAUGGUUUUGACUGGGUCAGAAGCUCACCUCAAAUCAUCUCAACAGACCAACAAUACAAAGCACCUCCAAGGGACCACUCUACCAACACAAGCACUGGCCACUUUCUUCUAGUCCUGAUGAACAGCAGCAGUUUAGCUCAGCGCGCUUUACUCCGCAGUCCCAUGUUCCAGCAUGCUGGCCCUGACUGUAAAAUGACCUUCUGGCAUUACAAUGCCGGUAUGUCGGUUGGUGCGGCCUACAUGUAUCUGCAAAUCGAUGGCAUGGACAACCUUACAGUUCUGUGGCACACACUUUAUCAUCAGGGAAACCUCUGGCAGCCGGUGACUGUGCAGCUUGGCCGCCAAACCAGGCCUUUCUGGAUCUUGGUGUCCAAACUGAGCCUGGGUGUAUAUGAUGGAAUCUCUGCACUGGAUGAUAUCACUUUUCACAACUGCUCGCUACCAGCUCCAAUGGACAAGUGCCCUGACCCGGACUACUUCCACUGCGUGCGAAGCCGAGCAUGUGUGGACCGCCUCAAGCUCUGUGACCUUGUUGAUGACUGUGGAGAUGGUACAGAUGAGGAAAACUGCUCCUCUGAGUUAAUGUGCAGUUUUGAGGAUGGCUUAUGCAGCUGGACUCAGAAUAAUGAAGACAUUUUUGAUUGGACCUGGAACCAGGGACCUACUCCCACUCCCAACACCGGCCCCUAUAAGGACCACACGUGGUCCAGUGUGAGUGGGCACUACCUCUACAUUGAGUCCUCAGCUCCUCAACAAUUUAAAGACACUGCUGUGCUAAUUAGCAGACCUUUUAAUCCCACUCUCAGCAAAGGAGAAGUUCCUUGGACAACUUGUGUCUUCAGGUUCCACUAUCACAUGCUGGGCCAGUACAUCUUCCGAUUAGCAGUCUACAUCCGCAACUAUAACAGUGGCCGUGGCCAAAUGCUGUGGAUUCGCAAUGGUGACCAGGGCGACCUAUGGCACAGAAAGACCCUGUACAUCAACAGUGCACGGCCUUUCCAGAUACUUGUAGAGGGCACAGUGGGGGAUGACUUCACAGGAGAUAUAGCAAUAGAUGACCUCUCAUUUCUGGGCUGUGAGCCAUAUGAGGGUGUACUCCCUUCAUUAGAAGCCAGCACUACGGCUCCAGCAGUCACUAAUCCUACAUUGCCCCCUCAUAGCUGUCUACUAGGCCAGUUUGUGUGUGGGACUUAUGGAGAGUGUGUGAGCCACAACAAAGUGUGCGAUUUCAGAUGGGAUUGUUCAGAUGGCUCUGAUGAAAAGGGUUGUGUGAUGGAACGGUGUCAUUUUGAGGGUGGAAAUCUUUGUGGGUGGAAUUUGGACAGCCCCAAACCUCCAGUUCAACUACAUGCUUUCCAGUGGCUAAUAGGACAGGGAGAAACUAUAUACCAUGGAGAAGAAAAUCACAGGCCUGUUAAUGACCAUACUCUUGGCACUGCAGAAGGAUGGUACAUCUAUGCAGAUAGCUCUAAUGGUGGAUAUGGCCAUGUGUCUGAUCUUAUAACACCACUCAUCACUGCCACAGGGCCCCAGUGCACCAUGGAAUUCUGGUACUAUAUGAGUGGCUUCACUGUUGGAACACUACAGGUUUUUAUUAAGUCUGGUAAUGUCACACAUAAGGUGUGGUCUGAAACAGGAAACCAAGGCAGGCGCUGGAUGCUUGGCAAAAUUUUCAUCGGAAUCCGCCAAAAUAUUCAGGUAAUCCUCCGUAGUAAGCGAGGUGUUAGCUACAUGGGUGAUGUGGUGGUUGAUGAUGUAGAGUUUAUUGACUGUGCACCUCCAGUCAUCUCAGGUUUUCCCUGCACAAAGUCUGAGUUUGCAUGUGCUAAUGGUCUCUGUAUUCCUGACGGUAACCUAUGUGACUUUAUCGACCACUGUGGGGAUGGUUCAGAUGAGAACCACUACAUCUGCAAGGGCUUUCACGCGCACUGUAACUUUGAAUUUGACCUUUGUGCCUGGCACCAACUGGAGAGUGACAAUUCUGAUUGGCUGAUCAAAGCAGGAAGAACGCAUACAAUGGAAACAGGUCCAGCCACUGACCACACUCUACGCAACUCAUCAGGCCACUACCUGUACAGGGAGAAUUUUUUCUCCAAAUCCUCUGGAGACAUGGCUCGAAUCUCCAGUCCAGUGUUUAGCCAGAGCAGCAGAGAAUGUAAGAUGGUGUUUUACCUGCAUAUGACUGGUGAGGGUGCUGGCACUCUGAGUGUGUACAUGAUCACAAAGUCAUCCCUUUCCCUCCUCCUCAACCUUACCGGGAAUCAGGGCAACUACUGGAUGAGACAGGAAGUACCCCUUUUUUCCAAAGAGCACUUCCAAGUCAUGUUUGAGGGAAAGAUGGGUGGAAACAGAAGGGGAGAUAUCAGCAUUGAUGACAUCAACUUCUCACCUGGCUGUCUUUUUACCCAUGAUCACAAGACAAACCUCCCAGACCCUUCACCUACUGAUUUCUGCCCAAUAGGUUUACUUCAGUGUGAUAACGGUGACUGUUACAAACAAGAGCAACUAUGUGAUUUUAUUGACAACUGUGGAGACAACAGCGAUGAGAAGAACUGCGGGACUUCCUGCUCGUUCGAAGACGGUCGUUGCGGAUGGAAGAGCUCUCUUGCAGACAAUUUUGAUUUAAUGCUAGGCACUGGCUCUGCUCAAAGCAUCAGACCACCAUAUGAUCACACACUCUUGAAUGAAAACGGCCACUUUGUAUAUUUGGCAGCCACUCCAGUGGGUCUAAAGGGGGAUAAAGCUCAUAUGAGAAGUUUUUUAUAUAAAGAGUCCAGUGCAAUCUGCAAACUGACUUUCUGGUACUACAUCUCCCACAAAGCAACAGGAGUCAUCCGUCUCUUCUUAAAGACAGAGAACGAGCUGAAGGAGCUGUGGAUGGAGCAGAGGAUGAUGCAUGAGUGGAGGAGAGCUGAGGUGCCUUUGAGGAACCUGAGGAACUUCGAACUUAUCUUUGAGGUGGUUCGUGCGAGAGACGUCAGUGGUGGGGCUGCACUUGACGACCUGCAGUUUAUCAACUGUGCCCGCAGUGGCACACAUCCUGGAUCUUGCCCGGAAGCCACUGAUUUUGUGUGCAACAACGGCAACUGUAUCGUUUCCAGUCUGGUGUGUGACAAUAAGCCGGACUGCACUGAUGGAUCCGAUGAGCUGGUCUGCAGUGGGCUAGCAGGAGCCUGUAACUUCAGCAUGCCUGAGGAUCACUGGGAGGCAGAAUGUCAGCUGGUGCAAGAUCAGGACGACGAUUUUGACUGGCAGCUCGGACAUGGCAGAGAACAUCAAGGAGCAGGACCAUCCACUGAUCACAGCCCUGAUGGUACAGGGAGCUACUUGUAUGUGAAUUCAGCCUUGCAGCGAGAGGGGGAUGUCGCUCGUAUAAUCACCCAGCAGGAGUUUCCGGCCAGUUCUGGUGUCUGCCAUCUGCGCUUCUGGUUCCACAUGUAUGGCUACAAACAAAUGGGCACACUGAAGGUGUACACAGUGGGCAGUAACGGCAUUCCUUUACUGAUGUGGGCUGCUAGUGGGGACUACGGAAAAGGGUGGCGUUACAGUAACGUUGUGCUGUCAAACCCUCAUCCAUUCAGAGUGAGUUUUCAGGCAGAGGUGGGAGGAAACGAAUGGAACGAAACAGACAUUGCCAUCGAUGACCUCUCCUUCACCCGAGAGUGUGUUAUAGGAGCUCCUGUGACCCCGGUUCCUUCGACAUGUGAUUCAGAACAAUUUCAGUGUGUGUACUUGUUGGAGUGUUUGCCCCAGAGCUGGCACUGUGAUGGAGACGUGGACUGUGUGGAUGGUUCAGACGAGGAGGAUUGUGGUAGUUUGGUACCCGGGACUGUGCCACCACAAGCAGUAUGUGAGGACACUCAGUACCACUGUGCCAAAAAUAUAUGCAUUCCAGCAUUGUUGCGCUGUGACAGUGUACCAGACUGCCCCAACAGCGAGGAUGAAAAUGAAUGUCCUGCUGUGCAGUGUGAGAUCGGGGAGUUGGUGUGUGAGGUAGCUGCUAGCUGUAUUCCUCACAGCAAGCGAUGUGAUCAAACUGUAGACUGUCCUGCUUUUAACUCGGAUGAAUCCAGCUGCUAUGAGUGCCCCACUGGUUACUGCCUUAAUAAUGGAAUGUGUAUAGUGGGGAUCCAUGGACCUGUGUGCAUCUGUAAAUCAAUGUGGACUGGCAACCGCUGUCAUGUGCUACAAAACCCAACAAAUCCCACAUCUUCAAUUGUGAUUGCUGAUGCUGGACCAGUGAUAGCGUACACUGUCGUAAGUAUAGUAAUGAUCCUCAUCUUGGCUGUUGUGACCGGCACCGUUAUAUUCUUCUUCAUUCAAAGAAAGCGCACAGCUAAGGACUCCAGGUUGAUUUCCAAUGAUGAGAUGGACCAUUAUGCUACUGAGUGUAGAGGACAGUUUUCAGAUGUGGGACCCAGAGAAUCUGCUGCGUUUAAGUCAAGAUGGAGUAAAUUCCCUAAACUGUCCAUUAGUGUUUACCCAUGGAAAGAUGAACCAGAGUUUCCUGCCAAACUGUCUUUUUCCAACCCACUCUACAAGGAACCUAAAUGCUCUGAGGCCUGAGGAUGGACACACACACACACACACACACACACACACACACACACACACACACACACACACACACACACAUGCAAUUGCACUACAAAACCCCUAUGGAUGUACUUUUGUUAUUUGAACCUUCCUGGCUGACAUGACUGUACUUGUAUCUAAAGCCUUAAAAAUAUAUACCUAUGAAAAUUGCAUUUAUUUGACCCUUCUGGGAAAAAACACUGAGAACAUCUGCAAAUUACCAGCUUAUUACUUUGGCCCCAAGAUGUUCUAACCUACUUGUAAAGUUCACAGAGUUGAGUACAAACUCAAACAUUAUAUUUAACACGACAAAUUUCCUACUUGUUUUUUCCUGUUUUACUCUUCAACGUGUGGUUUCUUUAUUAUUCAUAUACCAUAGAAUAGACCACAAUUCUCCUACAAAAACAUGGACUUUGUUUUUAAAUCUUUAAAUGAUUUUGUUUGUGGUGGAACCACAGCAUAUGCCAAUAAAAGUGGACUGUUUACCAAAACCAA
Messenger RNA from Tachysurus vachellii, 6035 nucleotides. RefSeq names its product MAM and LDL receptor class A domain containing 1 (gene malrd1). The record is from RefSeq and is a predicted model, not a curated record. The transcript is spliced from 33 exons. Gene Ontology annotation, cellular component: membrane. Bases 123 to 5531 code for a protein of 1802 amino acids. Lineage: Eukaryota; Metazoa; Chordata; Actinopteri; Siluriformes; Bagridae. Gene Ontology annotation, molecular function: protein binding.